UUGAGCAACGUGUCGUGUAUUCUGAUCUUCGAGUGAAAUUCGCAUUUAUUUAAAUCGAAAAACCAAUCAUAAAUAAAUAAUGUGUAAGAGUUUUUCGUACGUUGUCAUGUUUGUCGGACUGCUUGAACUGUCGCAGGCACAGCGGCCAUCCUUUGCGGGCGCGCGUCCACCCGGCGGACUCAGCCAGAAGGACAAGUAUCAUGCUGCCCAAAAUACUGCCGUGGAGAACAUAACUGGCGUGGACAUUGCCACACGAUUUGGCGAGGAUGCCGUCGCCCAACAGUCGCAGACAAUCAAUUUGGCCUACGGCGCCGUUCAGAGGCCGCCAAUGGGUGUGCCCCUGGUGCUGCCCAUAGGCAACAAUGUGCCCGAUGUGGCAUCGAUAGCCCCAACACCAACAUCAGCAGCCGUUGACUUUGCGAAUCGCGUUGGUGGCACAGAUGGCACCGUCAACACGCCCAUUGCGGGCAUCCCGAAUGCGCCCAGUGCUCGUCCCAUUGCCAGUGCUGGUUCCUUUGCCACUGCUCGUCCCAUUGCCAGUGUCGGCGGGAUUAGACCCGUAUCAAAUGCAUUGCCCAUCGAUGCGCAUGGCGAUCAGGAUUAUGUGAAUCAUCUAAGCCAACUGCCCGUGGACAAUCAGCCAUUCUGGUUCCUCAACUAUCAGGCCAUUGAGGCAUUGAGAAACAGCUCGAGGCCAAAUGUUAGUGCACUUGAGAACCGGGGAUCUUUCUUUGCUGGCUAAAAAACUGGCUCUCCAGCCGCAAAUAAAACAAUGCUAAUAGUAAAUUUAUUUAAGCUCGUUUCGUCUGUGCAAAGACAAUAUAAUUAUAAAAUCGUAUAAAGUAAAUAUAAAAUUAUUUAUAUUGUCUUUUGUCUGUAUGGUGUGUACAUUAUACACUCUUACUCAACAAAAUUAUCUCGAAAAAUAACCGGAGGAAAUACCAAAACGUGAGGCAUGAUUUGUGUUUUUUUUUCAUGCGAUAAGAUUACGUUUACACUUUGGUGCUUCAUUAAUAAUAAAAUAAUAUGCAAGCGUAUUUAAAUACAUAUUUAUAAGUGAAUUAUACAAAUUAUUAUUGUAUGUUAAUUGUUCAACCAACUAAAACUA
This is a messenger RNA of Drosophila novamexicana, 1108 nucleotides long. RefSeq lists its product as uncharacterized. Lineage: Eukaryota; Metazoa; Arthropoda; Insecta; Diptera; Drosophilidae. The transcript has a single exon. The record is from RefSeq and is a predicted model, not a curated record. The coding region runs from base 80 to 742 and encodes 220 amino acids.